ACCCACCCCUUAACUAUUUUUUAACUUCAUCUUCCUUACCAUAAUUAAAACUCUCCAAAUACAGUGCCAAAAUCCCAAAAGCUAAAAGCUAACAAAAGAAAGAACAAUAAAAUAAAAGCGUAGGUACAAAACAUUACAUAAGCAACAAUAAGCUUUAACCAUUUAUCACUCCACACUCACAGCUUUUUCUCACCGCGCUUAUUUCCUCAUCUUCCUUACGUAAAUUCUCCUUUAAGCAACAAAAAAAAAUAUCCAAAACUUUCUAUUCUCACUUUUCAUUUCAUAACAUAACAUAACAUAACAUAACCACUUCCUCAUUUUUUUUCCUUGUACUCUGUUUCAAACAUAAACAUGGUACUCUCUCUUCUCUUCCUAGUCACAAUCUUAACCAUGACAACCUCAGGAAUUUCCGACACUAACUCCUUCAUCUUCGGUGGUUGUUCUCGUCUCAAAUUCUCACCUGGUUCCAACUACGAAACAAGCGUAAACUCGAUCCUCUCCUCACUAGUUAACUCGGCAACGUUCACAACCUACAACAAUUUCACUGUUCCGGGAGCCACCGCGUCGGAAACCGUCUCCGGACUUUUUCAGUGCCGCGGGGAUAUUACCAAUGAUCAGUGUUCAACCUGCGUGGAGCGUGCGGUGAGUCAGCUCGGAACACUCUGUUUCGAAACCUACGGUGGCGCGUUGCAGCUCGAAGGUUGUUUCGUGAAGUACGAUAAUGUUAAGUUUGUUGGGGUAGAGGACAAGACGGAAGUGGUCAAGAAAUGUGGACCGUUGAUUGGGUUGACUUCUGAUGCAAGGGAUAAUGUGCUGGCUUAUUUAGAGUCGUCCGAUGGGGUUUAUAAAACUUUUAGAACUACUUCUUAUGGGGAUUUUCAGGGUGUGGCGCAGUGCACGGGGGAUUUGAGUUCCAGCGAGUGUCAGGAUUGUGUUUCCGAUGCGAUCCAACGGUUGAAAAGUGAGUGUGGAGGUUCUACUUGGGGUGAUAUGUAUUUGGCUAAAUGCUAUGUGCGGUAUUCGGAAGGUGGAGUUCACUCGCGGGGCCAUAACGAUGAUGAAAAUCACAAUGAUGAUGAGAUUGAGAAGACACUAGCCAUACUAAUUGGACUCAUUGCUGGUGUUGCAUUAAUAAUAGUUUUUCUUUCCUUCUUGUCCAAAGUUUGUGAAAAGCAAAGAGGUGGUAAAUGAAGAGUGUGUUAUUAUGUGGAUAGUAAUAGUAUUGAACUUUUGUCUUUGUCUAUUUUAUUUGUAUUCAAUCUUUUUUAUGUUUCCACCAUAAUUCCCUUUGCCAUUGAAGGUGUAUAACUAUAUAUAGAAAAAUCUUGUGGAAAAAUAGUUUUCUUAUCCAUUACAAUAAGGUCAAAAUCACUUGGAAAAUACGGUGAGACAGAAGCUAUACAUAUCAGUUUCUCAAAAUUACAGUGAAAACGACCUUAAACAUGUGACAGUGGUGAUAUAUCGUACUCGUACGAUCGAACAUAGGUUCAGAUUCCACACGCUUUUUGUUUACUUGUUAAGUGUCCAUCAAUGUGUACAAAUAGGUGAUCAUAUAAGUGGAAAAUGCAUCAUGCUAUGUUAUAUAGCCUUUAAUGAAUGUUAAUUAGAGGUUUUUCUUA
Molecule: messenger RNA, 1619 nt
Organism: Lathyrus oleraceus (garden pea)
Lineage: Eukaryota; Viridiplantae; Streptophyta; Magnoliopsida; Fabales; Fabaceae
Product: plasmodesmata-located protein 6
Exons: 3
Coding region: 352-1191 (279 amino acids)
Biological process (GO): defense response to bacterium
Cellular component (GO): plasmodesma
Source: RefSeq, a predicted model, not a curated record